Messenger RNA from Beta vulgaris subsp. vulgaris (sugar beet), 2089 nucleotides. RefSeq lists its product as hypothetical. Gene Ontology annotation, molecular function: ubiquitin conjugating enzyme binding; RNA-DNA hybrid ribonuclease activity; nucleic acid binding. The transcript is spliced from 4 exons. Gene Ontology annotation, biological process: positive regulation of proteasomal ubiquitin-dependent protein catabolic process; ubiquitin-dependent protein catabolic process; protein polyubiquitination. The record is from RefSeq and is a predicted model, not a curated record. Gene Ontology annotation, cellular component: cytoplasm; ubiquitin ligase complex. Lineage: Eukaryota; Viridiplantae; Streptophyta; Magnoliopsida; Caryophyllales; Amaranthaceae. Bases 107 to 1771 code for a protein of 554 amino acids.
UUCAGGGAAACGCAUAACACCUGCUGAGUGCUGACAUGAUUUUUCCCCGAUAAUUCUAGCUCUGACGCUCCCAUCAUCAUUCUUCCAACACCUUGAUCGACCAACAAUGGCGACCACCUCCAACACCGAUGAAAUCAAGGCUAUAACAGAGCAAAGACUGGAAUUAUCUAACGCGCAAACCCUAGAAUCCGACUUAGAUUUCGCAUUCCAACUCCAAUUAGAGGAAGCCUUCACCGCUUCUCUCUCUCUCCUACCUUCUUCAUCUUCUCCUUCUUCUUCUCACCAACCAACCUCCUCAUGUAACAAUGGCGACGAAUUUAAUUUCGUUGAUUUGCAGAGUAAAGAGCUCGAAAAGCUCGAGCAAGAGCAGAAAGACCGAGAAUUCAGUGAAAUUGAGGCCAAGAAAUUAAGAGACGAUCUCAAUCGUCGAAUUCACGACCAGAAACUUGCUGUUGAUAUUGUUCAAUUGCCGGAAGACGAUUGGGAUGAUUUUGGUGAUGAUUUCGAGAGGCCGUUUGGCGAAGGAUCUUCUUCAUCGUCUUCUUCAGUUACCACUGCAAAUUUCAGGUUGUAUUUUAAGGGUUUAGUGAGUGUAGAAAGAGUAGGAGGUUCAGAAGCUAUACUCAUUGGCAUUGGUGUUGCGAUUUGUGAUUCAAGAGACAAUUUAAUAUUUCAGUUAAGCAAGCCUUUGGUGGGGAAUGGGAUGAGCCGUCCAAUGAAUGAGAUUAAGGCUUUGAUUGAAGGUCUUGAAACAGCUCUCGCACUGGAUUUGAAGAACAUUAUGAUCUUUUGUGACUAUCUUCCUAUCUAUCGAUAUGCUAUGCAUGCAUGGCAACCAAAGCAGAGGAAGAUUGCUGCAUUAAUGGCGAAAGUGGAACUUCUUCGAAAAAGAUUUACUAACUUCCGUCUACGUCUUGUCUCUCGAAAUGUUAUAAAGUUUGCAUUUAAGCUUGCUAGAGACGCUAUCACCUCUCAGAUGUCGAAACCUGUAGAGUCUGACCAUCUCAAGAAUUUGAAAGAGACUUGUGUGAUCUGCCUGGAAGAGACAGACCAGGAUAAAAUGUUCACUAUUGAUGAUUGUCUGCAUAAAUACUGCUUCUCUUGUAUGAAGCAGCAUGUAGAAGCAAAGUUACAUAAUGGGAUGGUACCAAAGUGCCCUCAUGAAAGUUGUAUAUAUGAGCUAAAUAUAACUAGCUGUGAAAAGUUCUUGACACCUAAGUUAAUUGAAAUUAUGAAGCAACGUAUUCGAGAAGCAUCGAUACCUGUUGCUGAAAAGGUUUAUUGCCCAUACCCUAGAUGCUCAGCAUUGAUGUCAAAAGAUGAAGUGUCUGAUUUCGCAAAGAAAAAAAAUAUCCGUGCAAGAAUGCUUGGAGCCAGGGAAUGUUUGAAAUGUCAUGGACUCUUUUGCAUCAAUUGUAGAGUGCCGUGGCAUAAAACUUUGACCUGUGGAGAGUACAAGAGGUCAAAUCCAUAUCAGAUUGAAGAUGCGAAGCUCAAGUCACUUGCAACUAGAAAUUUGUGGCGCCAAUGUGUGAAAUGCAAUCAUAUGAUCGAACUUGCUCAAGGUUGCUACCACAUGACAUGCAGAUGCGGGUAUGAGUUCUGCUAUACUUGUGGAGCCGAGUGGAAGAACAAGAAGGCUACAUGUUCAUGUCCACUCUGGAAUGAAAGAAAUAUUUUGUUUGAUGACUCAGAUUUUGAUGAUGAUGAGGAUGAAGACGACUUUGAUGAAGAUGAUUAUUACUCUGACUCGGACUCAGAAUGGGAAUAACUAUUUAGUCUAUUAUGGAAAGGAUGAUCUUAAUGAUAUUGAGACUUCACACUCAGUAGUUACUUUUCUUCGUGCCAUUUGGUUGUAAAAUACUGUGUUUUUAAUCUGCAAAGAAGAAAUUGUUUUUCCAUAUGCCUGAAUAUUUUCUUAUUGAUUGUUGCAUCCCCUCCCCAAAUGCUGCUGAUAGAGCAAGGUUGAGUUGUAUUUAUCAGAAUGUCAUAGUCCUGUCAUGCCCCACGUCAACCAAAUUCGAGCUGUAAGUCGAUCUCGAAACUAUUGGAACUUUGCUAGCAACGUUACGUUGUGACACUUUUUUCA